AUGGAUCGUUUUGUACGCGUAGAAUUAACUUCUACUUUAAGACCUGUCUUGAAUGAAGGAGAAACGAUUCUUGCAAUACAAGAUAAUGUUGGACUUUAUGAUGGAAACGAAAAAGCAGCUGGAUAUAUGAAUGGUAAAGUUUAUUUAACUUCACAUAGGAUUGUUUAUGUUGAUUCCGAACAACCAAAUACCAAUUCUAUCGGAGUUGAAAUUAGAUUUAUUAAGGGUAGAGAAUUUUACGAUCUCGCUUCUGUAACGUCCCCACCUGUUUCAUCUCCAUCUAAUACUUCUGAUUCCUCACAACAACAAAUAAAACCAACUACAACUUCACCAUUUAAUGAAACACAAGGUGAUACUGGUAUAGCAUGUCCAAAAUGCACGUUUUUAAAUCAUCCAAGUAUGAUCAUAUGUGAGAUAUGUGACGCCGAUUUAGGAACUGUUAAUCUUGAUGGAUUGAAGAUUAAUGAAGAAAUUUUGGGAAGUAGAGUUGGUGUUAAAAGUAAAGAUGAUUUUAUUAAAUUAGCUUUUCGUAAUGGAGGCGCUGGCACUUUUUAUGAUAAAAUGAAACAAGCAAUGACUAUGAAAGAAUGGGAGAACACGGUAGAAUCUUUUAAAUCUCCUGCAGAUUUUGACCCCGUUCGUGGAGGAAUUAGUGGUAUAAUGCGUAAUGCUGAAGAGCAUAACAAGGAACAAGACGAAUAUCUGAAUCAAGCAUUCAAAGAUUUAGAAUCAUUGAAAACGAUAACAGAAAAAAUGGUUAAUCUUGCUCAAACUAUUAUUAAUGGAUUGAAUAAGGAAUCGGCGGAAUCAGAAGCUUCUGCAGAUGAAGUCUCCACUUUUAGAGCCAAUCUGUUUAAACUUGGUAUUUCAAAUCCCGUAACAAAAGAUGAAGCCGGUUCAAUAUAUCAUAAAGAAUUAGCAAGAGAACUCGCAGAAUUCUUGGAAAAUUCGUUGGAUAAAGAUAACGGAAUGAUGUCUUUGACGGACAUUUAUUGUAUAUUUAAUAGGGCUAGGGGAGUUGCAUUGAUAUCUCCUAACGAUUUAUAUAAAGCUUGUUCUUUAUUUGAACGAUUAAGUUUACCUCUAAGAUUGAGAAAAUACGAAAGUGGGUUAUUGGUUAUUCAUGAUGAUCAAAUAGCACAGCGUAUUUUAGAAUGUAUUCAGUUAAAGGGAUCAUUAAGUGCCAUUGAAUUGGCUUCAAUAGAGCAAAAGAGUGUAGUCUUGGUAAAUGAACAAUUGCAGAUGGUGGAAGCCAAAGGGCUUAUUUGUAGAGACGAAAGUAUCGAGGGAAUUAGAUAUUAUGAUAACUUGAUUAAUAAUUAUGUUUGGGAAAGAUAA
Molecule: messenger RNA, 1338 nt
Organism: Funneliformis caledonium
Lineage: Eukaryota; Fungi; Glomeromycota; Glomeromycetes; Glomerales; Glomeraceae
Source: the annotation of a GenBank genome assembly